AUCAACGUAAUUUUUAUCACAGGAUGUUGAGGAAGUGGUGGAGGAAAGGAAGAGUGAUGAACCGAUUAUCAAGGAUAAAUCUAAAGGAAAAAAGAGCAAGGCAAUGGCUAAAGCUGGAACAGGAAAGUAUCAAUGGCAGAUUAUGAGAUCCCUGGGACUCCAGGACGACGAGAUUAAAAACUUUGCUGAUGUCAAUCACUGGCUUCAAUACUUUCCACCCAAAACAGAAGCAGACCUCAGGGCUAUGGGUCUUCGCGUUGAUUGGCGUAGAAGCUUCAUCACGACCGACGCAAAUCCGUUCUAUGAUUCCUUCGUUAGAUGGCAGUUCAUUAAGCUGAAGGAGAGGAACAAGAUUAAGUUUGGAAAGCGCUACACCAUCUAUUCGCCCAAGGACGGACAACCGUGCAUGGAUCACGACAGGAGUUCAGGAGAAGGAGUUGGUCCACAGGAGUACACCCUUGUAAAGAUGAAGGUCAUAAAACCCAGUGGAGUACUGGAGAAGUAUAGUAAGGAUGGAGUCUACCUUGUUGCAGCUACUCUUAGACCGGAGACAAUGUACGGACAGACAAACUGCUGGGUCAGGCCGGAUAUGGCGUAUGCAGCAUGCAGGUUGAAGAGUGGUGAGGUGUGGGUGUGUACUAAGCGUGCUGCUAGGAACCUCUGCUACCAAGGGUUCAUGAAGGAGGAAGGAAACCCUUCAAUCUUGCUGGAACUGACAGGACAAGAUAUUCUAGGACUAGCUCUCUCCGCUCCUCUAGCUCAUUACAAAAUCAUCUACACACUGCCUAUGCUAACCAUCAAGGACGACAAGGGUACUGGUGUAGUGACGAGUGUUCCUAGUGAUAGUCCGGACGACUGGGCCGCCCUCAGGGACUUGAAGAACAAACAACCUUUCAGGGAAAAGUAUGGACUCACGGAUGAGAUGGUUCUUCCCUUCGACCCUGUUCCCAUCAUUAACAUCCCUGACUUCGGCGACCUCGCUGCUGUCACCGUCGUCGACAAGUUAAAAAUCCAGAGUCAGAACGACCGGGACAAGUUAGCGGAGGCGAAAGAGAUGGUUUACUUGAAGGGGUUCUACGAGGGAACUAUGGUGGUUGGGGAGCACAAGGGGAAGAGUGUACAGGACGCUAAACCUUUGAUAAAGAAGGAACUGGUGGAUAUGGGGUCUGCUGUCACCUAUAUGGAACCAGAGAAAACUAUCAUCUCAAGGUCCCAGGAUGAGUGUGUAGUUGCACUAUGUGAUCAAUGGUACCUGGAUUACGGUGAUGCUGAAUGGAAGAAGGGAACCAAGGAGGCCCUGGACAGGAUGAACACCUUCAGCGACGAUGUGAGGAAAAAUUUUGAAAUGACGCUGGGUUGGCUCCAGGAGCAUGCUUGCAGUAGAACGUACGGGCUUGGAAGUAAAAUGCCGUGGGAUGAAUCCUGGCUGAUCGAAGGAUUGUCGGACUCCACCAUCUACAUGGCGUACUAUACCGUAGCUCACCUUCUCCAGGGGGGGACCUACGACUCUAGUAAGCCUAAUGUUCUGAAUAUCAAGGCUGAAGAAAUGAGCCUGGAUGUCUGGGACUAUAUUUUCCUGAAAGCUCCGUUCCCUGCCGAAACCAAGAUCCCUAAACAAGCCUUGGAUAGAUUGAAACGUGAGUUUGAAUACUGGUAUCCUUGUGAUAUCCGUGUAUCCGGGAAGGAUUUAGUUCCGAACCAUCUCACGUAUACGAUCUACAAUCAUGUCGCAAUGUGGCCGGAUACUCCAGAGAACUGGAUCCAGGGUAUCCGAGCUAACGGUCAUCUUCUUCUCAACUCGGAGAAAAUGUCCAAAUCUACCGGAAACUUCUUGACCCUGAGUGAGGCGAUCAACAAGUUCUCGGCGGAUGGGAUGAGACUGGCGUUGGCAGAUGCCGGGGACUCCGUCGAGGAUGCAAAUUUUGUAACAUCUUCCGCCGAUGCUGGUAUCCUCCGCCUUUACACCUUUAUUGAAUGGGUGAAGGAAACCCUGGCGGAUGAAAGUUUAAAAAAGAGAACUAAACCAAACUUCCACGAUGAUGUGUUCUUGAAUGAAAUGAACUUGAAGCUGGCGCAGGCGCACGAUGCUUACGAUAAACUGUUGUUCAAGGAGGCCUUGAAGACAGGAUUCUUUGAACUGCAAACUGCUCGAGAUAAAUACCGUGAGCUGUGUGGGGAGGAUGGUAUGUGUCGGGAUCUUAUCCUCAAGUAUAUUGAAUGGCAGUGUAUAAUCCUAUCUCCUAUCUGUCCUCAUGUAUGCGAGCAUAUCUGGGGUUUACUGCGUAAACCGGAAUCUAUCCUCUCUACUGACUGGCCUAAGGCCGCCAAGGUUAAUUUGACUGUGAUUCAACAGUCAGAAUACCUAAUGGAGGCUGUUAGAGAUUUCAGAUUGAAGCUGAAGGCUGCCCUAGCUCCGCCCAAGGCUAAGAAAGGUCCCGCCCCUGCUGCAAGUGAACCUCCAACCCACUGCACUGUGUAUGUAGCGAAGUCCUACCCAACCUGGCAGUGUACUAUUCUGGACACCUUGAAGGAGAUGUACAAGACGGGGGUCCCGGACAAUAAGGCAAUCAGUGUAGAGAUGGGUAAACUCCCGGAGCUCAAGAAGUUCAUGAAACGCGUCAUGCCUUUUGUUGCGUUCAUGAAGGAGAAGGUUGAGAGUUCCGGGUUGUCUGCUCUAGAGAGUUCCCUCCCCUGGGACGAGAUGAAGGUUCUCGAGGAAAACCUAGAGUACAUCGUCAACAGUCUGCAGUUAGAGGGUUGCAAGCUAUCCUGGAGUACGGAGCUAGGAGAGAAAGGAGAGGAUUGUAAACCUGGACAACCUCUAAUAGCGUUCAGGUCGGAGCCAAGUGUAAAGAUGACCCUAACCAACAACCAGCCGCACUCUGGUCUGUUCAGCCUAGAUUUAGGAAUCCUAGACGGGGACACUGUCAACAAGAUCACCACCAGGCUCUCCAGAACAGAGAGAGCUGUCAAAGACGGCAAGAAGAUAUCUCUAUACCGCUGGACGGAUUCAACUCUGGGUCCCAGGAAAGUACCAAACCUUGAGAAUCAGCUCCAGGGUCUCACGUUGAUACCUAGCGAGGCAUCCUUCUCAGUAGAUCUAACGAAAGGCGUGGUCAGCUGUGAUGGAGUGGAGCUGGGGGCGGGGAUUGUUUACAGAUCCAUGGAUUAGUUGAUUGUUAUCAUUUUGCAAAUAUAUAAAUAAUACAAACAGCAAAACAAUGUUUUUAAGAACACUUGUGAUAAUAUUUAAA
Messenger RNA from Eurytemora carolleeae, 3254 nucleotides. RefSeq names its product leucine--tRNA ligase, cytoplasmic (gene LeuRS). Lineage: Eukaryota; Metazoa; Arthropoda; Copepoda; Calanoida; Temoridae. Gene Ontology annotation, biological process: leucyl-tRNA aminoacylation. The transcript has 11 exons. Gene Ontology annotation, molecular function: aminoacyl-tRNA deacylase activity; ATP binding; leucine-tRNA ligase activity. The record is from RefSeq and is a predicted model, not a curated record. The coding region runs from base 104 to 3172 and encodes 1022 amino acids.